Molecule: messenger RNA, 381 nt
Organism: Aegilops tauschii subsp. strangulata
Lineage: Eukaryota; Viridiplantae; Streptophyta; Magnoliopsida; Poales; Poaceae
Source: RefSeq, a predicted model, not a curated record
AUGGCUGCACUUAAGAGGAAUAAGCUGACGACAGCAACAACCAAAGAAGAUGAGAAGUGCUGCAUCUCUGUAGAAGUCAAGGGCCACUCUGUCAUGUACACAACUGAUGGGAGGCGCUUCGAGGUACCAUUGGUGUACCUCAGAACGACGACCUUCAGUGAGUUCCUGACGAUGUCCCAGGAAGAGUUUGGCUUCUCAAGCCAUGGCAAGAUCACACUGCCUUGUGUUGCCGAAGUGAUGGAGUAUGUCAUAUGCUUGCUCAGGAGAAAUGCCUCUGCCGAGGUCGAGAACGCGUCGCUGAGCUCUAUGGUGACAUCUUGUCACCACAUUGGUUGCACAAUGCCAACUGUUGGAGCCAACAAGCAAACUUGCUAUUUGUAG